Molecule: messenger RNA, 696 nt
Organism: Brassica napus (rape)
Lineage: Eukaryota; Viridiplantae; Streptophyta; Magnoliopsida; Brassicales; Brassicaceae
Product: EPIDERMAL PATTERNING FACTOR-like protein 5
Exons: 2
Coding region: 40-534 (164 amino acids)
Biological process (GO): guard cell differentiation; stomatal complex development
Source: RefSeq, a predicted model, not a curated record
CUAUCCAAUGCUUUAAAUAAUUGGGAGACGAAUGAUAUAAUGAUUGACGAAGAGGGUUUAAUCACAUCCGUUUUCUCUUUCGCUAUCUUUAUUCAUCACUCCUUUACAUGUCUGUUUGAGUUUGGACCAAUUUACUCCAAACUCCUAAACCCCAAAACCUAUCAUCACCGGUUCUGGCUAAUGGGAGUCGUCUUCCGUUGCUCCCACCGUCGUUUCAUCUCAACUGUCGUUGUCUUUACUCUCCUUUUCAUUUCUUUUUCCUACUCCGCAACCGCCUCUCCUUAUCAAGAUCUUAGGGGAGGGCUUGUGGAGAGUAGGAAGGAGGCAGGUGGGUCGGGUUUGCCGGGUCGGAUCGUAGAUCAGAAGCGGUUAGGUGGUCCGGGCUCGGCGCCUCCGAUUUGUAGAUCGAAGUGCGGGAAGUGUGAGCCGUGUAAAGCAGUUCACGUUCCGAUUCAACCAGGUCUUAUUGCGCCAUUGGAGUAUUACCCCGAAGCCUGGCGCUGCAAGUGUGGCAACAAAAUCUCCAUGCCCUAACUUGAACACCUUACACAAUUUGUGACUUUGAAAAAUCCAAAUUUUCCUUUUAUCGUGAUUAAUUGCUCUUCUUCUUUUUUCUUAUCCCGGCUUAUUAACUUUCUAUAGUGGUUUGAUGUGCUAUUGAUGGAUAUUUAUGUGGAUAAGAUUGUAUUUAUCAUC